AUGUCGUCGCCAAAAACCGCCGCCACAACUACACAUGAGCCAGAGGCUGAGUCGCCGGCGGCAGUCGUGGACUCUGUUCAAGAAGCCACAAGGGAUGACCAUGUCGAUGACUCCGAUAUCGAGGCUGGGGAGGUGACCGAGGAAGAUGAAUCUAAUGUAAAAAAGAGGGCCAACGAUGCCGACAAGUCUCCUGAAGAAUCGCCAUCCCCUGAUGCCGAUGCCGCUGCUGCUGGAGAGGCGCCGCUGCUGCCGAAUGAAGCUGUUCCCGGUGGUCCACCUUUGCCAGCUGAGCCGGUGCCGCAGCAGCCAGAGGAUGACGGAUGGGAUUGCCAGUGGGAUGCGAAUAGCCAGGCCUGGUUUUUCUACAACCGUUUCACGGGCAAGACCCAGUGGGAAAAUCCUCGAGUCCCUGACGCUGCUGGCGCGGCUCCCGGCGGCACAACCUCACAAGGGGCAGAGCCUCAGCCGCCUUCCCACGAGAAGCCCAUUGCUGGAGGGUACAACCCCGCCAUUCACGGCGAUUAUGAUCCCAAUGCAUGGUACGCCAAGAAUGAGGAGGAUGAGAGUGCAUCUGCCGCCUUGGCUGGCGAUCCUGCUGCCAUAUAUGCCGCGACGGUUUCCUUUAAUCGAAUCACAGGCAACUUUCAGUCUGGCGAGGCAGGCCCCGAGCGGCACUCCGACGAAGCAAAGUCCAGGCGUCAGAUGAACGCAUACUUUGACGUGGAUGCCGCGGCAAAUGCUCACGGUGGCCGCAGCUUAAAAGCCGAGAGGUCAAACAAGAAGCCAACCAAGAACGAGCUCAAGGCGUUUAAAGAGAAACGUCGCGCGAGGAAGGAAGAGAAACGCCGAGCUUGGCUACGCGACUGA
This is a messenger RNA of Trichoderma harzianum CBS 226.95, 867 nucleotides long. RefSeq lists its product as hypothetical. Bases 1 to 867 code for a protein of 288 amino acids. NCBI's taxonomy places the organism in Eukaryota, Fungi, Ascomycota, Sordariomycetes, Hypocreales, Hypocreaceae. The transcript has a single exon. Gene Ontology annotation, molecular function: protein binding. The record is from RefSeq and is a predicted model, not a curated record.